AUGUUGAGGGUGGCUAUUAUCGGGAUCCAUUUGUUGAGAAAGGAGAUGACUGGUGGUGAGACAGGCCUGCAUAAGUCGAGACUGAGACAAUGCUCCAAGGUCAUGCUCAGUCGCGAUGGAUCGUUGAGAUGUGCUGGAAGUAGAGCCGUGGAUGGUACAACCUCACACUUAGAGAAGAAAGAAGCUGUGAGAACUUUUCUACUCUCUAAAAAAUGGCACCACAUUGGAUUAAACCGCCCUAAUCUCGAAUUUUUCGAAGAAUGGUUCGACGACACAGAAGAAGAGUUAGUAUCCGUCAACUGCUGCAUAGGAUCAACGCUCCCCAACCUCAACUCUUCCGAAAAUUUGUUCAACAAUACACAAGAAACGUGA
Molecule: messenger RNA, 372 nt
Organism: Striga asiatica
Lineage: Eukaryota; Viridiplantae; Streptophyta; Magnoliopsida; Lamiales; Orobanchaceae
Source: the annotation of a GenBank genome assembly